GACCGCUCACUGCUCUGAUAUAAAUAGCCGCAAUCGCGAUAUUUUAUUGUCAUUCAGUUUUGGCAACAGUUCCGAACAUUAUAAUUUCCGGCUAAAAACUUAUCUAAAAAUUAAAGCUUAAUCUCAACUUAAGUUAAUUUUUUAUUGUCAAAAAAAAAAAAAAUAAUAAUAAUAAAUCCGAUAUGUACUCGCGCGUAAUGUGUUUGGCUUCGAUUGCCCUAUUUGCCAUUUUGGCAAAUGCUGUUGUAAAUGCUGGUGUCGCUAGAGAUAGCAAUAACCUAACACAGCAAGAAGUACGUGACAUUACGGUUGUCAAGGAUAUCGCUGAAUUCAAGAAGAACCAUCCAGGUUUGGUUUUGGCGCGUAUGACAAAGGAGGAAAGCAAUGCGAGGAGCCAAUCGGUGCGCUACAGUCUAGGCGGUCGUGUGUCAGGUGAUCGUUUGGUUGCACAGGCAGCCGAUGUUUUCACUUAUCAGGUCGCGAAGGAUGUAACCAUUCAACUGACCUACCCUCAAUCGGGCGCUGGCAGCAUCGUUACUUAUGUGGAAAUCGUUUGCAACCAGGAUAAUAAUGAAGGCAAUGCUUAUGUAGUGGCUGGUGGCAUUGGUCAACGCUUUAUCUCUAUUGUUUUGGAAGCAACGCAGACGGAAGGAUUCUCAUACAAUGCACAAUACUAUGGAUCAGGUUAAAGAAUGAAUUCACAAUGAAAUCUCAAGUACCUGUUUGAAGAAAUUUGCAGUAUAAGUACUUUAAUGCAUUUUUUUUAUUAAUUACAUUUGAGAAAGAAAUACUA
Molecule: messenger RNA, 793 nt
Organism: Rhagoletis zephyria (snowberry fruit fly)
Lineage: Eukaryota; Metazoa; Arthropoda; Insecta; Diptera; Tephritidae
Source: RefSeq, a predicted model, not a curated record